AUGAGUUUUGCAUAUCUGUCCCCUGAGGAGCUUGCAGAGCAGCAUCGACGUGGGACAGAGAGAAGCAAUAUCAGGGCACUCCAAGACACAGAGGAAAGGCGUCGGCGACAAGCGAUGUGGCGUCGCAUUGACUCCCAGGUGCGCAGAGACGACGUAGCAAUUACUGCGUGUAUGAGCCAGCUUCGGGGACUAAAGCUACAGGCGGCGCACUAUCUCGAUGUUCUAAACAGCACGACGACGGCGAUUGCAGAUCUUGAGGCCAAGAUACAUUUGCUGAGCCUGAGCUCUGAGGACAUCAAGACACAGCUAUGCAGAGGCUCAUCGUGCUCUUCAAUGAAACGCCCUUGUAGUUCUUCUCUCAUUGCAGACCGUGACAGGCUGUAUGGUGAUAUGACGAAUGAUUGGAAGGUGCGUGAAUCUGACGGCUUUCUUCCUCACAGCUCUUCACCUCGGCCCAAGCAUUCUCUUUUCUGGAAGGAGGUCCACUCAUCUGGGCAGCCGGCUCAAAUGGCCUGCGAAGAUUCAUUCUACGAUUCACCCUCUGAGGAAUGCGAGGCACAAACGUGUGCACUCGCUGGAAAUAUAGCCCACGAGUCGGCGGCGAGCAUCCGUUCAUCCCGUCACAGGCGUCUCCGCACAUCAGCCACCAGACCGCAUGCAAAUGGCAGGUUUUCUGACCCCGUUGCGUUUGACGAGCUCGACUAUUUCAGGAGAAAAGUUUCUGCAUUGCCACCUAUGGAUGAUCUAGUCUCCUUACGUGCAGGCCAUCCAGAAGAACAGAACACAGUAAGUGGAACGUCUCUGUAUUCUGGAGAGCCACGUCUCAAUGAGCCCCCGUGCAGCAGACCCUCGUCAGAAGACCCUCGCCAGCUCAGGAAGAACCUUUUCACCGUGAUCGAUAAGUAUCGCAAUGGGUGUACAUACUCGCUGAUCUCCCUCUUUCCGCCGCUCGACAAGCUCUACCAGCUCUUCGCCGACGCGCAGCCGGCUCUUUCGGCUAUCAAGGCCUCCAUUAUGAUAGGUGUGACCCUUUUUAAGAUAGCAGAGUUUGUUCGCGAGCUCCUCAGCAGCGACGCCUUCUAUAAGUUUGUGCUUGCUCUGGACCCGGCGGACCUUCCUCGCCUACCUGCCUCCUUGGCAGAGGCUCGGACCAUUCUUAGAGAUGACGGCGCAUCAUCGCACGGUGAUAGCGGUAUUUACAAUACAGUCAACUUACUGGUGUCUCUACGCAUGUACGUCAGGGCCCACUGGUUUGACUCCGUUCAGUCCAGCUACGGCAACUUCCUGCACCGCUACUACCUCAAGUUCUUGCAGAUCAACAGCAUGUCCAGGAUCACUGUCCCGCUGUGGCCUCAGUACAAGCGCGUCCGCCUAUUCAAUGCAGAGAGGCACCUUUUGCGAGACGGCGAGCUGGACUUUUCGUUCCUCUAUGCAAUCCUCUCCACAUUUGCCAUCCUCCACGAGUUGCACAUUCUGCCCGUUCAGAGGGCCACCUACGGACAUCACGAGCUCAAGAUGUGUGAGCACGCAAUGGAGCACGGCACGAUGGUGCAGCCGUCGAGUGGAGCAGCCAGGUACACGUGCAUCUGGCCUGCGUGGGUGGACAAAUACAAUAACACGUAUAUAGGAUCUCGAUUUCGUAGGCACAGAUCAGCGCAGUCCUCAUAG
Molecule: messenger RNA, 1668 nt
Organism: Giardia duodenalis
Lineage: Eukaryota; Fornicata; Diplomonadida; Hexamitidae
Exons: 1
Coding region: 1-1668 (555 amino acids)
Source: RefSeq, a predicted model, not a curated record